Molecule: messenger RNA, 708 nt
Organism: Angiostrongylus costaricensis
Lineage: Eukaryota; Metazoa; Nematoda; Chromadorea; Rhabditida; Metastrongylidae
Source: the annotation of a GenBank genome assembly
AUGACGAUUCGUUCGGUUCCCGGCUUUGUUUUUAUUGCUCUAGGAGCUUUAGCAUCCCAAGUCACAGCUGAAGAGAGUCUCUCGCCCCACCUUGUUCCCCUCUCCUAUGAUCUAACAGUUAAAAUCCCAGUGUUAGAACGCUAUGACGGUUUCAUCGCUUCCGUUGUGCUUCACUUUAACCUCACCACAGUUACUCCUAAUAUCACACUUCACGCUAGGAAUCUACAUUCCAUGAAAAAGGUUUCUGUUAUUUGUUCAAAUGAUUCUUUCGAGCCGAUUUUGCGAAGUAUCAGAUCACUUAAAGAGACAGUGGAAUUCACAUUCGUGAAUCCACUACUACCAGGCCAAUAUCUGCUCACAAUUGGUGAAUACAAUGGACGACUUAGCAAUGCUUCGAGUGGCGUAUUCCACAGAAACCGCACCCUCUUUACCAGCCAUCUACAACCGAACUUCGCUCGAGAACUUCUUCCAUGUGUGGACAAUCCAUCGGCAAAAGCUGUCUUCAGAAUGACAGUGAUUCACCCGACAGGAACUUUUGCACAUUCGAAUACUAUCGUCAACAAUGUUCAUAUGGUGGACUCUCGUUGGCAGAAGACAGUCUUCGCCCCAACCCUUGCCCUUCCUGCCUACUUACUUACCUUCUCACUGCUGACGAAAUCCUAUGAAGAGGUGGGGAUUACACCUGAUUUUUUGUCCACUAAAUCGUGA